AAGGAUAUAGAUAGUGAAAAUUCCAAUUCACAUCACACACAAGAUUUUUGCACUUUGCUCAGAAAAGAAAUAAAUAGAGUAAUAAAAUAAAACUGGAACUCUUUGUAUGGGGGAAGAAAGCCUUGCCACGCCUCUGAGAGGAAGAGGGCAGUUUCAGUAGAAGCACUUUCAGUCUAUGAGAGAAUGCCAAGAACAUUGACUGCCUUGAGGUCUCCAGCACCAUUCUCCACUGCUAAGAGCAUGAUCUGGCUGUUCCAGUCUCUCACGCUUGUCUCCUGCCUUGGCCCAGGGAACACAGUUUCACAAACCAGCUCAACCCCAUUGAUUGUGAACGGGGUCCUGGGGGAGUCUGUAACACUUACCCUGAAGUUUCCUGUGGAAGAGAAGAUCACGUCCAUCACCUGGCUACAUGAGGGAAAAUCUGCCAUCUUCAUAGCGCCAAAUGAAGCACUAAACAGGGUGACUGACCCAAAGCGGAAAAAUCGAUUGAAUGUCACCGAGUCCUAUUCCUUGCAGCUCAGCAACCUGACGAUGGCAGACUCAGGACUUUACAGAGCCCAGAUAACCACACUGACCUCUUCACUGUUUACCGAUUAUGAUCUGAGGAUCUUCAGACGACUGAGGAACUUACAAGUUGUCCCUCACACCAAAUGGUCUAAUAAUAGGACCUGUGAGAUCCUCCUGACCUGCUCUGUGGAGAAUCCAAAUGAUAACAUCUUAUUCAGGUGGCAGGUCUCAGGAAACACACUUCAAAGUGAAGCAAACCUUACUAUCUCCUGGGACCCCAAGAGUUUCAAUGAAGAGACCUACACCUGCGUAGCUGAGAAUGCUGUCAGCAAUUCAUCCUUCUCUGUCUCUGUCCAGAGUCUCUGCAAAAGUGUUACUAAUGAAAAAAAUGAACACCUGGAUACCACGUGGAUUGUAGUGGCAGUUUCUUCAAUAUGUAUAGUCGUGGUCAUCAUCGUGUCAUUAUUUGUUUGGAGGAAAAAAAUAGGUUUCUUUCAAUUCUCUACUCAGCAAACCCAGUGUCCUGCAGAGACUGUGAGGAACGUAGAGUAUGCUUCCUUCUCUCCAGGGAGCACUGUGUAUGCUCAGGUCACCCAUUCAAAGAGGGAAAUGGAAAUCCCAAAACCUGUGAAAAACAAUGACUCCACCACAAUUUACUCUGAAGUUCAACAGUCCCAAGAGAAAGCCCACCUAUUCCAGGACAACUGCCUUUCACAGUGUCAUGUAAUUUGCUGAAAGUCUUCAAAGGAAUUCAGGAACAACACAUCUUCUAAUCCUAUGGGAGAGAACAGAGCUUGGUUUCUGUCUGACAACAGAAUUUGAAUAUCUAGGAUUAUCAGACUUGAAUCUGCUUACCUAGGUCAAACAUUUAAGGAAUAACAUCAUCUCCAGCAUAUGACCCAAAUAACAAUUUCUAAUCAGCUCCAAGUGAAAACAUACAUCAGAUACCAUGCUUGAAAAAAUCCUCAACAAAAUACUAGCAAUCCGAAUCCAACAGUACAUUAAAAGGAUCAUACACCAUGAUCACUAUCAAUUGAUCAAUUUCAAUAUCUGCAAAUCAAUCGAUGUGAUACACCACAUCAACAAAUUGAAGAAUAAAAACCGUAUGAUACGGGGGUGGAGUCAAGAUGGCAUACUAGGAGGAUGCGGAAUUCGCAUCUCCUCACAACUAGGGCACCUACUGGGCACUGGUAAGGGACCAUGAACACCUAAGUGGACAGGAGGAACCCCCAACAACCAGGUAGGGUGUGGGGGGAGUGUAGGGGUAGAAGAAGUGGAGGUCAGAGGGGACUGGCGUCCCUGAGGGUUGGCUGGAGGAGGGGAAGGGAUCCUAUGCUCGAAGGGGGAAAUUGGGGAACCACUGGGAGGGCAAAGGAUGAACAAGGAGUGUGGCCAGGUUUCUCCUGCCCACUUGGGCCCCCAGGAGCCUGCUGAGAUCCUGGGCCUGAUCCUCUGCCCACCUAGGGAUCCUCCAGCCAUACGGAUCUGAGGGAGGGGGAGGGAGGGAAGGGGGAGCAAAAGUAAAGGCCCGACCUCUAGGACCGGCACCCCUGAGGGGUGGCUGGGGGAGGGGAGGAGUUCCUACACCUAGGGGCACCCACUCAUGGUUAGGGGUCCAGUGGCUACAGGGGAGACCCUGGAGGUGACAGUGGGGGAGGGGUGCAAAGGAAUGGAAGGGAAUGUGGCCAGUGCUUUCCCUGUCCACUUAGGCACUGGGGAGCUUGUUGGGCUCCCUGGCCUACUCCUCUGCCCUUGGAGUCUCCCGCCUUACCCGCAGAGCUCAAGCCCUGUUCCUACACCCCCACCCAGGGCUCUACCUCUACAAUCGGAGACCCCUCUGAGACCCCCUUCAAUGUGCUGGGCCUAAACACCACCCAUACACCCUCACUCAGGGCCCUUCCUCCAAACUCCGGAACUCCACACUCCAGAGGCCCUCCUUGCUACGUGCUGCCUCUUCCCUUCCAUGCAGGUCCUAAGCAGAGGCCCCGUCCCAUGCUUGAACAUCGUCCAGCCUAAACCCCGCCCCCAGGGCCUUUUCUGGCUAUGUGGUCCUGAGCCUAGGCCCCGGGCCACACACAAACAUCAUGCUCCCACCUGCCUAAGUCCCACCCCACCCUAAACUCUGCCCCUGCCUUAGUUCCACCACUGCCUAAACUCCACCCCCAGAGCCAAGGCUGUUUUUUUUUUUUUCUUUUUUCUUCUUUUAGAUUGGGAUUCUGUUUUACCUUGUUGAUUCUCUUAUAUUUUCAUUUUUCCUAAUAAAUCUUUUAUUUUUCUAAUUUUAUUUUAUUCUUUAUACUUUGUUAUUGUUCUCUACUUUUGGCUCAUUCCCCACCACCACCUUUUUUUUUUUUUCUUUUUCCUGUUGUGGUUUUAUUUUACCUUGUUGCAGUUGUUUCAAUUAAACUUUUAUUUUUCCUAA
This is a messenger RNA of Orcinus orca (killer whale), 2929 nucleotides long. It is a transcript of the gene SLAMF6, whose product is annotated as SLAM family member 6. Gene Ontology annotation, cellular component: external side of plasma membrane. The transcript has 8 exons. The record is from RefSeq and is a predicted model, not a curated record. Bases 184 to 1242 code for a protein of 352 amino acids. Gene Ontology annotation, biological process: T cell activation; T-helper 17 cell lineage commitment; positive regulation of type II interferon production. Lineage: Eukaryota; Metazoa; Chordata; Mammalia; Artiodactyla; Delphinidae.